GUGUGUGCGCGCGCGCACACGCGCGUGUGCCUCCGCGCGCUUUGGGGUGUUGGUUGAGCAAUGAAGGCAAUUCCCUACAUGCGAACUAAUUUAAUUUUAUUGAAGUUCAUGUGUUCUGAUUGUUGCUAAAUAGUUUGUGUAAGAAAUCAGUUGCAAUCACGUGAUUUUUUUUGACGUAGAUGAAGAUGUCAGUUUUUGUAAGAACUUACGGUAAACACUGUAAUAUAGGGAACAAGCGGAGUACACUAUCAGUUAGAGAGCUAAACCACCCAGCUGCAUCGCAUCUCUGUCAUUUGCUUGGGUUUUAACAGUCUACUAGAAUGGAUCUUCAUUAAAUGCGCAGUAUUACAGUCGCACGAAGACCAGGCUUUUGAGGAUAUCAACUUAAUAUUCAUGGGGAUUUAUUCUGAGCAACUUUUACCUUUUCUGGACUCUCGAAUUCGAUACAUUAGUGUCCAGCGCUAUACUUCACAUGGUAUACUCGUACUAGCUUGACUUCUUGUCUGACUGGAGUAGCUGUCCGGUCCAGUGCAAAAGAUUAUCAUUCAGAAAGGAUUGACGCCGAGACAUUUAAGGACCAUUCUGAUCAAACAGCGCUGUCUCAGGUGCUUACUGUGCUCUGGGAACCAUGGCGCUGUCCACAACUCCUGGUGCUGAACUUUACUACGACUCCUUAUACAACAUCAGCUUUGUAGAAAGCCCGGCCAGUUUUUUAGGGAACAGAAGCCUGAAUGAAACCGAAGAGCAAAAAGUGACCAACACAACUAAUAUUAUAAUCGCCAUUUCCAUAACAGCACUCUAUUCUGUGGUGUGCGUGGUGGGUCUACUGGGCAACAUCUUGGUGAUGUACGGAAUCGUAAGGUACACCAAGAUGAAGACUGCUACAAACAUCUACAUUUUUAACUUAGCUCUAGCUGAUGCCCUUGCAACAAGCACCCUACCUUUUCAGAGUGCCAAGUACUUGAUGGGUACAUGGCCAUUUGGUGAACUUCUGUGCAAGACAGUCCUCUCCAUUGACUACUACAACAUGUUCACAAGCAUCUUCACACUAACGAUGAUGAGUGUUGACCGCUAUAUUGCUGUCUGUCACCCUGUCAAGGCACUGGACUUCCGCACACCAGUAAAGGCAAAGGUCAUCAAUGUCUGCAUCUGGAUAUUGUCAUCCAUCAUUGGAGUUCCGAUUAUGGUUAUGGCAGUGAUAAAGGCUGAUGGCAAAGGAAAUAUUGUAUGCACUCUGCAAUUUCCAAAUCCAGACUGGUACUGGGAUACUGUGACAAAGAUCUGCGUCUUCAUCUUUGCAUUUGUUGUGCCUGUUUUGGUGAUUACCAUCUGCUAUGGCCUCAUGAUACUACGCUUAAAAAGUGUGAGACUGCUGUCAGGGUCCAAAGAGAAAGAUCGGAACCUAAGACGUAUUACACGCAUGGUAUUAGUUGUUGUGGCUGCAUUCAUAAUCUGCUGGACUCCAAUUCACAUCUUUGUUAUUGUCAAGACACUGGUAGAGAUUGACAAAAAGAACCCCCUAGUGAUUGCAAGCUGGCAUAUCUGCAUUGCUCUUGGCUAUACCAAUAGUAGUCUAAACCCUGUGCUCUACACUUUCCUUGAUGAAAACUUCAAGAGAUGCUUCCGGGAAUUUUGUCUGCCUUUCCGUUCCAGAAUGGAGCAGAACAGUUUCACUCGGGCCAGGAAUGCCACCAGAGAGCGUGUGUCCACCUGCACUCCAUCAGAAGUAAACAAGCCAGUAUGACUAGGCAUGGAUGGCUGCCCUCGCGGGUCCCAGACCCGAAGGGUGCAGCAGGACCUACAGUCAGAAAUCACGCAGAUCACCACCACAGAAUUUUAGCAGACUGCACCAGUAGGUGACUUCUUGGACAUGUAUUUUUUAGAAUAAUUCUUGUAAAACAGCUGAAAGAAUCUGAGAAUCACUUCCUUUGUGCUGCAGAAAUUAAAGGAAACUAAUAUCCUGAGCUAAAAACUGUCAAUACAGGAUGUGUUGCUUCCUUAAGGCUUUAAAAAUAAUAAAAUCAUGAUUUUACUGCAAAACUAUAAAACCUAUAAACAAAGAGAAGAUAAACUGUGGCUGUCAGACAGAAUCUUAACAAAAUACAAUGAUGUGGACUGAAGCAAGAUUAAAUAUAUAGCAAACAGUAAUUUGAGCUAUAUCUGCAAAAUGAAACAAAACCUCUACAUUUGCUGCAGGAAUUUGUGUUGGCUCAAUAUUUUAAGCACAUUAACAUACUUACGAAACAAGCAAACAAAGCAUGGCAACUGAUUGGGUCAAGUCUCCUGUUUCUUCUGAAAAUGGAGCAGUGAUUUUGUCAGAAGUGCAGAACAUUCAAAACAGUUGUCAAAAUGGAUUCAUAUUAUAGCUGAUCUUCUUGGUACCAAAAUACAUUUUCAAGCACAAGCAAAUUAAAGACAAUAUUCCAUUUCAAAAUGUUCUACCCCUGGAAAGGACGAUCAUUGUGUUUUUGGAUUGCUGAAUGUUUAUGGUAAAACUUUACAAAACUGUAAUUGUCUGACAGGUGGAAGCACCACUUCUUAUUCUGCCUGCUCUAGGCAAAUUCUUUCUCAUUCACUAUGAAUUUCCUGUAGACACAAGCCAUUUAUUUCCCUUCUCUUGGCUUUCAUUUCCGUGAACGUUGCCAUACAGUAGCAACUCCAGUAACACAAGAACUAAUGUACAACACUGACGUAAAAAGGGGUCUGGACCCUCAGACAAAUAUAAGACUUGCCUGACUCAGGAUAUAGCUUGGAUUCAUAUUUUCUGUAAGAGGUGAUUUCAACUUGAAGCACUGUCUGACUGAAGAUUUUUCAGUCUAUCUAUAACAAGUAGGCUUAAGAAACUGCAAUAUCAUGGCAUCCUGAAAAUCUUCAUAGCCAAAGUUUAAGAGAAUGUUCUUAAUUACAUAAAUAUGGGGGAGUAAUCUGGAUAGUACAUUGAUUACAGGCAUAUAUUCUAGAUAACUGAUCAGUUGAACUUUUGCUGUUUUCAUGUAGUAAAUGAGUCUGGGAAAAAUGUAAGCUGUAUAUUUGCACACAUCAUCAUUUUAGGUCAUGAAAUGCUGUGAUACUCUGAAUUUCAUUAUAUACUACUCAAUCUCCUAGUACUCCUUUUACUCCUACCCAGAUGUUUUAUUUUUGGGAGGAAGGCAAAAUAAUGCAAGUCAUGAUUAUGAAGUGCAACCAUUAUUAGUAAGAUGAUAAUAAUAAUAAUAAUAAUAAUAAUAAUAAUAAUAAUAAUAAUAAUAAUAAUAAUCAGACAAAAUACACAUUUUUCUCCCAAAAUGAAGUAAUCAUCUACAUUGCUUUGUUGUUUUCCUGUGGAAGUAUAACUGCACAAUUUACUUUUGCAACUGCUUAUGCCUUAUUAGUAAGAAGCAAUUUAUAUUAUAAAAGCUGCCUGAAAUCCUUGAUGGAAAUGUGUUACAAUGCAUAUUAAAAAAUAGGAUUAAUUGAGGAAAUAUGGAUGGGGCAAACCAAAAUAAAUUAUAUUUGGCGGCAGACAUUGUUAUCAUCAGGAAAAUCUGUCCCUCAUUUUUUCUCUCUCUCUCUUUUCAUGUAAAGAGUUACAUCAGUGCCUUGACGUAUGACUUGUAGGAGACACUACAAAGAAUUGCUUAGAUUUCACAUUAAGCUGAACUUGCUGGAAAUGAAAAUUUUAUUUUCUGAGCAUCUCCAAACCAUAACUGUUUUCACUAGUUUGGAAUUAAUUAACUGUAACGGGCUGGCUUUAAAUUGUAUCCUCUGAUUCGUUGGUCACUGUGAUAGUUCUAAAUAUAAACCUUGCUUUAGAGUGCUAGGACAGAAAACAAAAAGUGUCGUACAUGAAGGGUUUUGCAUGUUAUAUAGUUUAAAGGUACUGACUUAAUUACAUGACCAGUGCUAGGACAAGAACUGUUAUAACUAUGGGAGUGUAGGCUGAAAUUUAAACCUAAGCAAUGUUUAUAAUAUAGUGUGUUAUAUACUCUGCAGAGUUUACUUACAUAGGUUGCUGGCACUAAUGUAUUACAAAUAAUUGAUGCACCGAGACUUUAUUUUAAAUGUCUAAAUAGUGAAAAUCUACACAUCUUUUGGAUUUUUAUUACAUAUGAAGUGAAGCAUUACAUAUUUUCACAGCUAGUGAAGGUAAAGGAGUUUAAUUUGCUGAAUCGCUGCAUUGCUAUGUGUUGCACUCUGCAAAAUGUGAUAUAAUUAAAAGUGUCAUCACUACAAGUUGAGGAA
Messenger RNA from Protopterus annectens (West African lungfish), 4221 nucleotides. It is a transcript of the gene OPRD1, whose product is annotated as opioid receptor delta 1. Gene Ontology annotation, cellular component: neuron projection; membrane. The transcript has 3 exons. Gene Ontology annotation, biological process: neuropeptide signaling pathway; G protein-coupled opioid receptor signaling pathway. The record is from RefSeq and is a predicted model, not a curated record. Bases 629 to 1744 code for a protein of 371 amino acids. Gene Ontology annotation, molecular function: G protein-coupled enkephalin receptor activity; neuropeptide binding. Lineage: Eukaryota; Metazoa; Chordata; Ceratodontiformes; Protopteridae.